Messenger RNA from Protopolystoma xenopodis, 968 nucleotides. The record is from the annotation of a GenBank genome assembly. Lineage: Eukaryota; Metazoa; Platyhelminthes; Monogenea; Polystomatidea; Polystomatidae.
GAAAAAAUGAUGUAUUUAUAUCUAUGCCAACUGGUUCGGGGAAGUCACUCUGCUUCCAAUUACCAGCUGUUGCCCACGAAGGUGUCGCAUUUGUUGUUUCACCCUUAAUUGCAUUAAUAACUGAUCAACUCAGCCAUCUACAUGAAUUAAAAGUGCAUGCUGUAUCAAUCAACUCAAAAACAACAAUCACAGAACGUAAACGUACUAUUGAGCAUCUUCUUAGCCUUCCUAAAUGUACUGCCCUAAAUUCUGUGAAGCUGGUUUACGUUACACCUGAGCAAUGUCAAACGGAUUUGUUCAAAAACAUUGCCACAAAACUGACUAAGGCGAAGUGCGUCAGCUAUUUUGUUGUUGAUGAAGCCCACUGCGUUUCCGAGUGGGGGCAUGAUUUUAGGCCUGACUACCUUAGACUCGGUACUGUACGCUUGACUCUGUUCCCUGAUGUCCCUUGUGUCGCACUAACUGCAACAGCUAAACCACAUGUGAAGGCUGAUAUUAUUCAAAAACUGAAACUUGGCACAUUGUCCAACUGUGAUACGAUUCUUUAUCCAUUGAAAGAAUUUAAAAUAGGAGUUUUUCGUCAUAAUCUGCACUAUUCUGUCGUCUUCACAGAUAUCUACGAUGAUCCACUUGGAGAAUUGUUUCACCAUGCCUCAUUUUGCCUUAAGUGGGAUACCAAGCCAAAAGAGAGCUGGGUAGAUAUUGCAAUGGAUUCUCUUGGCUGCGGAAUUAUUUACUGUCGUACUCGUGAUGAGUGCGAAUGUCUUGCUCAUAAGCUUUCUUCUCGCGGGCUACCUACACGUGCGUAUCACGCAGGUCUUUCUAAAGUCUAUCGGGAAGAGGUACAAAUGGCGUGGUCUUCAGGAAAAUGCCCUGUAGUUGCCGCGACAAUAAGUUUUGGUAUGGGCGUGGAUAAAUCGAACGUUAGGGUAGAUAAGUUCCUCAUGUUGCUGCGUGCCUUAGGCUGA